UGCUUUCCACGAUUCAGGUUCCGACUCUUCUAGUCUUGACUGCACUUGCGUAGAUGGAGAUCUCCUGCAACAGUCUGGCUGACUACGCCUCUUCUAUCCCUUGACGGAACGAAAACUUCACACAAAACGGUAGGAACAAAACUCGGGAUCAUCACCUCCUCCCAUUCCUAAAAAGGAAAGCUUCAUUCAAGGACUGCGGAGCAAAACAAUGGCCGACCUUUCAGAAGAUACAGAAGUCAAGGUGGCCACUGAUGCUGCUCAAUUGUUCGUGGAUGCCUUCUACCCUACUUUAGGCAAUCCAAAGACCAGAGGCAACAUCACGAGCUUCUAUAUCAAGCCAACCCUUACCUCACCCCAGAGGCCGGACAUAACUCUCAACGGCAAUGUCAUCUCAGAUCCCUCUGAAGUGCAAAAGAUCUUCGAGACGCAGAUUCCGAAAGCGCACUACGAAGUACAAUCGUUCGACUGCCAUGUCAUUAAUCCCAACUAUAAUGUUGGCCUGGAUGAUGCGGCACUUGGUCCUAGCAAGGAUGGGAAGAAGAUGAGCAUUGUUGCUAUGGUCAGUGGAAGUGUGAAGUAUUACAAAAGUAGCGAAGAUGAGGAAGCUAGGGCUGAACCGAGGGGUUUUACGGAAACGUUCGUCUUGGUACCAAAUCAGGAAGCACAAGGUCCAAAAGCUGCUAAGGGUCUCAAAGGGUGGCUGAUCCAGAGCCAAAAUUUUAGAUUGGUGCUUUGAGCAGUGAAGGUGAAGAAGUUGGGAGUGAAAACAAGGAGUGAGGAGUUUAUCUGCGUACCAAGUCAGGAGGCAAAAGGUCCCAAGGCAAUGAGGAGAGAGCUCUCAAAAAGUGGGGUUUCAAGAGCCGAAACUUCAACUUGGUGUUCUGAUGGCUUGCUUUACGAGCAACAGCAAACAAACCACUUUCUUCAAUCACAAAACUACUUUUCGCUCUCCUGGCUUUGACUUAUUCGUUGCCUCGCUCAUUGCUUCCUCAAUAAUUCGACUGUCUAGUUCUGUUGAAC
This is a messenger RNA of Hyaloscypha bicolor E, 1020 nucleotides long. Its product is annotated as NTF2-like protein. The record is from RefSeq and is a predicted model, not a curated record. Bases 209 to 736 code for a protein of 175 amino acids. The transcript has 2 exons. NCBI's taxonomy places the organism in Eukaryota, Fungi, Ascomycota, Leotiomycetes, Helotiales, Hyaloscyphaceae. Gene Ontology annotation, cellular component: nuclear pore central transport channel. Gene Ontology annotation, biological process: protein import into nucleus.